Messenger RNA from Ostrea edulis (European flat oyster), 2016 nucleotides. Its product is annotated as eukaryotic translation initiation factor 3 subunit E-like. Gene Ontology annotation, biological process: translational initiation. Bases 46 to 1416 code for a protein of 456 amino acids. The record is from RefSeq and is a predicted model, not a curated record. Gene Ontology annotation, cellular component: eukaryotic translation initiation factor 3 complex; cytoplasm; nucleus. Gene Ontology annotation, molecular function: translation initiation factor activity. The transcript has 12 exons. NCBI's taxonomy places the organism in Eukaryota, Metazoa, Mollusca, Bivalvia, Ostreida, Ostreidae.
UGCAACCCUUUCACGGGUCACUUUUUAGUCAACCUUUCAGGCAAGAUGGCGGAAUUCGACUUGACCACGCGUAUGGGCCAAUACUUAGAUCGACAUUUAGUGUUUCCUUUAUUAGAAUUUUUAUCUGUUAAAGAGCUCUACGAUGAGAAAGAAAUGUUAAAGGGCAAGCUAGAUUUAUUGAGUAACACAAACAUGGUUGACUUUGCCAUGGAUGUUCACAAAAAUCUCUACCCAGACCAAGAUGUUCCAAACAGUCUGAAGGGCAAAAGACAAGAUGUAGUGGCACAACUAAAAAGUUUACAGGCAGAAACGGAAUUGAUUACCAAGAUUUUUGAAGAUCCGGAAGUUGUGCGACAGAUGCAAAGCUCAAGGGAUGGUCGACAAUUGUUUGAAUUUCUUAACAAAGAACAUGGGUUUGAAGCCAGUAUGGUAGACACACUGUACACUUAUGCCAAGUUUCAGUACGAGUGUGGAAAUUAUUCCGGAGCAGCGGAGUAUCUAUAUUUUGUAAGAGUCCUGCUCCCAUCAACAGACAGUCAUUUCCUAGAUGCAAUGUGGGGAAAAUUAGCCUCAGAAAUCCUAAUGCAGAACUGGGAAACAGCACUAGAUGAUCUUCAGAAGCUUAAAGACAUAAUAGAUAGCAAUCCCUUUGGUUCAGCUCUUCAAAAUUUACAACAGAGAACCUGGUUAAUUCACUGGAGUUUGUUUGUCUUCUUCAAUCAUCCUAAAGGACGAGAUCUAAUUAUAGACAUGUUCAUUUACCAACCUCUGUAUCUGAACGCUAUCCAGACUACCUGUCCCCACAUUCUGAGGUACUUGACCACUGCAGUCAUUACAAACAAGAGCAGACGACGAACGGUGAUGAAGGAUCUGGUCAAGGUCAUUCAACAGGAGAGCUACAAAUACAAGGAUCCAAUCACCGAGUUUGUGGAAUGUCUGUAUGUCAAUUUUGACUUUGAUGGAGCCCAGCAGAAACUGAGAGAAUGUGAAGAGGUGCUGGUGAAUGAUUUCUUUUUGGUGGCAUGCUUGGAUGACUUCAUUGAAAAUGCUCGACUGCUGAUCUUUGAAACUUUCUGUAGAAUUCACGAGUGUAUUAGUAUCAAUAUGCUGGCAGAGAAAUUGAAUAUGACGGAGGAUGAUGCAGAGAGGUGGAUCGUAAAUCUCAUCAGGAACGCCAGGCUGGAUGCCAAGAUUGACUCGAAACUUGGCCAUGUUGUAAUGGGAACACAGGCUGUGUCACCUUAUCAACAAGUUAUUGAGAAAACCAAGGGCUUGGCAUUCAGAUCACAGAUGCUUGCCAUGAAUAUUGAAAAGAAACUGGGAGUCAGAACAGGAGAUGUGAGUUCCAAGUUUUUCCACAUAGAAAACAAAGAUUGCUGCUUCAAGGGCAGUAACUCUCAUAAACCAAAUUACUGAAGUUUUAAAAAAUACCAAGCAAGUGAAAAAUCUCAACUGUAAUUAUUUUAUUCGUAAUCUUAUUUUAGCCUUUUCAGAACGAGCCUUUUUUUUUUUUAAAAACUAAUUCAUGUGCAACACUGAUAUAUUACUAUGCAUGUAUAUCUCGCUGUUCUAUUGAAGUUGGAAAAUUGUAAAGUUUGAUUAUGAAUUUAAGCAGACAUACACUAGGAAUCCAGUUUAUUGAUAUUUGAAAAUCUUCACUAUAAUUGUAAAAAAUGAAAUUGUAAAUUGUGUAAUUAUAAUUGUAAAUUUUGUUUUUAUUUUAGAAGGAAGACCAUACAAUUUUUAUAAGAAUUAGUUAUACAUGUAUUUUGUAUUUUUUUCCAGCUACCACAGUGGGGACAGGAGUAGUCAAAUAGGAAAUUCCAUUUCUGUCUAAUUUUCCGCCGUCCUGUCGUGAAAUUUUCCUGGAAGUGUUGAUAAUAUGUGUGACAUUUUGGAUGUGGCCUUGGAGACACCUGGGGUCGAAUUCAGUAGACUUUGGAUUAAUAUACUGCAAAAUAUGACUUGGAAAAUCAAACGGAAAAAGAAAAUCAUGUAGUAAAUUAUUUAAUCAUU